ACAAUCUUUUUACUUUUUGUCCCACACAGAUGUGCUUUUAAAGUUUAUUAACUUUUCCACUGACCCAGCGACCGUAACAUUUCAAACGGAUUCAAUUGAAGACAACCAUUAAAUUGGACAAUUGAGAGUGAAGCGAAAAUGAUGUAAAGGAAAACUCUCAAGUAGCUUUUGUGCGUGUGCGUGAGUGUGUGUGUGUGUGUGCGCGCCCCUCGUGUGCGAGUGUAUGUGUGCGUGUGUGUGUGUGCGCUUUGGUGUGUGGAAAUUAACGUAGUGUGAAGAAGAGUGGCGAAGGAAAAGCGACAAUUGCAGUCCAAGGCGAACAACAAAAGCAACUUACAACUGAAGGUUGUCCCCCUGCCACACAUUAAACCUUGGCGGAGGACAACACAAAAAGGAUUGCAAGGUCCAGAGGUUAAAAAAGAAACCCAAGAACGACGCCGCCAUGGAGGAGAAACGGAUUGCCGACUAUUUCGUGGUCGCCGGCAUGCCGGAGCAGCCUCAACUACUACAGGAGAACAUCUUCAAUGACUCGGGUCGGCUGAGGGCAGCAAGCACCAUUGAGCCCAUCACGGACAUUGGCGUCUUCUUUCCCCUCCUGGGCGAAGAGAUACCCGAGGGCUUCGAGCUACUGGCACACACGCCCACCGGUUUGCCGGCUAACCUUAAUCAUGGAUCAGUGCGCACCACCGAAUGCUACAUUUACUUUCGACGGGGCAAGGAUCGUCCACCGUUAGUGGAUAUAGGAGUCCUUUAUGAUGGCCACGAACGAAUCAUGUCGGACGCUGAGAUUGUGGCCGAAACACCUGGCGGCCGAGUGGCUAACGUUAACAACUCCACGGCCAAGACCUUCCUCACGUAUCGACGCGCCCGGGCUGAUAUGCCGUGCAACGAACUGGUGGUCACCGAACUCUGUGUCAUCGUCCAGAGCAAGGGGGAACGGGCACCGCAUGCCUUCUGUUUGAUCUACAAGACACUGAACAAGGGCUAUGUGGGCAGCGAUGUGUAUUUGUGCUACAAGAAAUCCAUGUAUCGGCCCAAGCACAUCAGCUACAAGCCGGAGAUCCUGCUGCGUUAUCCCACCGUCGAUCACAACGAUUUCCCGCUGAAUUUGUGUCCAAGCGUACCGCUCUUCUGCCUGCCCAUGGGUGCCUCCUUGGAGGCCUGGCCACAUGUCAAUGGAACGGAGAAGCGAAAGCCCAUUAGUCCUGUGUUUAGUACCUUUGUUCUGACGGUCAACGAUGGCACCUACAAGGUGUAUGGAUCUGCGCUGACCUUCUACGAGGACUACGAUGAGUCUCAGUUGUCGGAGGAACAGAAGGAACUGCUCGGUUGGGAUGAGAAGUUUGGGUCGCAGCACUCGCUGCACAUGAUCAAGGCGAUUUGCCUGCUGUCGCAUCAUCCUUUCGGUGACACCUUCGACAAGUGGCUGAAAUACCUUCACCGAAUGGUAUUAUAUGGCGUCAAUAUACCCAUUCCCGUGGAGCGCUAUAUAACCCAGCUAUUGGAUGAGGUACCAUUUCCGGCGCCAAGCAUUCAUCUCCAGCUGUCUAGCGAGUCCAAUGAUCGCAUUCUGCUCACGCAACCCGAAGAUUCACCGUUGCCAAGAAGCGGCGCUGGCUUUCAUAUGCUACUCCAAAACCUGGGCACUGACAAUUGCCUGCAUGUGCUCCUGCUGGCCCUCACCGAACAGAAGAUACUCAUACACUCACUCAGACCUGCCACACUGACCGCCGUGGCCGAGGCCAUUGUUUCUCUGCUGUUCCCCUUCAAAUGGCAGUGUCCAUAUAUACCACUCUGUCCCCUUGGCCUGGCCGAGGUGUUGCAUGCCCCAUUGCCAUACUUAAUUGGCGUGGAUUCGCGCUUCUUCGAUCUUUAUGAGCCGCCCACAGAUGUGACCUGCAUUGAUCUGGACACGAACAAUAUAAGCUUGUGCGAAUCGCAGCGUCACUUAUCCCCAAAGCUGUUGCCCAAACGGGCGGCUCGCUUACUCCGACAUACCCUAACCGAGCUGGAGAAUGCCAAGCCCAUUAGUUAUGACUCGACGAAUAGCCUGGAUAGGGAUAUAAGGAAACGAAAGCGGGAACUGGUGCUGGAGCAGCGCAUACAGGAAGCCUUUCUGCUGUUCAUGGCCAGCAUUUUGCGGGGCUAUAGGGACUUUCUGGUGCCCAUUUCCAAAGCACCGUCGGUGGGAGCCACCGAUCCGAGUGCCCUGUUUCAGCUGAAGGCGUUUUUGCGGUCACGGGAUAAGUCCUACCAAAAAUUCUUUGAGCUUUUGAUGAAGACCCAGAUGUUCAUCCGGUUCAUUGAGGAACGCUCCUUUGUCUCGGAUGGCGACCAUGGGCUUAGCUUCUUUGACGAAUGCGCGGAAAAGGUGGGCAACUACGAUGAAACACCGGCACAACUGCAUCUUGUGGACUGGGAUACGGGCCAGAAUAGUGAGCGCACCAAGUACAUCUUCCCACCGGAUGGUGGUGUGACGCCUGGACCGCACGAGGAACCAGCCUACAACUAUGAGAACUUUACGCUGCAGCCGCAGCUAUUGGAGGGCACCAAGAAGACGGCUCUGUCCAAGUUCCUGCAACUGCAGCUGAACGCCUCGCUGUCGCCGGGUUCGCCAAUUGCUCGGCGGACCAAGCAUGAGAUCAAGCUGUCCCAAAAGAUGGCCAGCCGUUGUCAGCAGCAUCCGGAGGCAUGGUCCAAGUAUCUGCUGGCUACCUGCUACUCGCUGUACUUUCUCAUUCUGCCCUCCAUGGUGCUCGAUACGCGGCAUGCGGGCAAGGAGCCGGACAUAUUGCGGGCUGCAUACGAUGUCCUGGUGCGAGCUAGUCGGCUAAAGAUCACCUGCGAUGAGUUCUGUUACCGGAUCAUGAUGCAGCUCUGCGGCAUCCAUAACCUGCCCGUGCUGGCCGUGCGUCUGCAUUAUCUGAUGAAGCGAUCGGGCGUCCAGGCAAAUGCCCUCACCUACGGCUUCUAUAAUCGCUGCGUGCUGGAGUCCCAGUGGCCGAGUGAUAGCACCACACUAAGCCAAAUCCGCUGGAAUCGUAUCAAGAACGUGGUGCUGGGAGCGGCACAGUUUCGAAGGGCUGGCAAGCGACGGGCAGCAGCCAAGGUCAACAAAUCACUGAGCGACUCACAGGACCAGAAUCUCAGCACUCUGGAGACGGUGGACGGUCAAUCGCGUAGCAGUUUAGCCUCCUCGGGCGGUGCCGAUGGCGCUGGCGGAGGUGGUGGCCACGGCCUGCUGGACUUUGCCUCCUUCGACCGGCUGCGCAAUAAGUUGGGCAGCAUUGUCCGCCAGACGGUGACGGGUGGCAAUAAUGAUGCAAUGAUGCCCUCGGAUGCCGGCGAGCCGAGUGCUCAGCAUACGGCAACGCCUACCUAUGGCGGUGACACUGAUAUUCUGGCCAAAGCCCUGCAACAGCAGCAGCCGCGCAAGCAAAUCAUGAGCAUCGGUGGCGGCGAAGAUGAGGAUGAGGACGAGGACGAGGAUGAUGAGUAUACGGCGGGAUCGCCAAGCACGCCACAGAAGCAACUCGAUGCGGGCGGCAAUGAGCUGCAAUUUAGCAGCGGUCGAGACUAUGAGGCAGAUGAAGAGGAGGAGGACGACGACGAUGAGGAUGAAGAGAACGCGAAUGCGGAUGACGAUGAGCGUGUGGCCACCCAGCGUCCCAGGCAGCGGGUUCAGAGUCCAACCAAAAUCUCCCCUCGAACGCCUGUCACCCAAAACGAUCCGUUGGGUGCCCUCAAUGAGGAGGAGUCUGCCGCCACAGCUGCUGGCCCUAACCCUGCUGCUGAGGAGCAACAUGAGCAGCAGCCAAGGCAGGUGGAUAGCAGCCUGUAUAGCGACAAGCCGAUUCUCUUCCGCGGCCAGAGAAGUGCCACCUUCGACGAAUCUACGCAAAUAGGGAAAAGCAUGCACCGCUCGGAGACAAUGCCGGUGGCCAGCAGCGGUGUGACCCAUAGUCUGGCCAAUAUUGGAUCCUCGCUAAAGUUCACAUUUGGACGUUAUUCACCCGCACGAUUGUCCCUUAAGAAAGACUUGAAAUUGCCCGCCAAUAUUAUAGAAAACAUAUCGAGCAUAAGUCCCAGCUUGACGGGCAAAAAGUCGAACGAGCUGAUCCAGGGAAGCCUGAGUAGCAUCAAGUACGCCGCCAACUCACUGACCAAGAAGUUCGAUGAGAUCAAGGGCGUCAUUUCGGCCAAUUCGACGCCAACAAAGACGAACAAUGGACACCAGCAGCAGCAGCAUCAUCACCACCCGCACCAUCAUCAUCAUCAUCAUCUUCAUCAACAUCAGCAGCAUAGCAAUCCGGAGCUGGAGGAACAUGACGCUGCCAUCUCUGCCGGCGUUCAUGAGGAUGGCAAACUGCGUCGAGUCUCGAGUGAUUUAGAUCCCUGGGGCAGGCUCAGUGAGUCGCGCAAGUCCAGCUACAACAACCUGGUGCCGCUGGGUGAGAAUAGUUCCAGUGGAGCUUUGCAUAUGCAUGCCUUUCCCGCCCUGCCCGACAAUCUCUACAGUCUGACCGGAGAGGGUGCUGCGGACAGGGACUGCGAUGUUAUGAUUCAACUGACAACAUGCUCACAGUGCCACAAUUGCUCGGUGCUCGUCUACGACGAGGAGAUCAUGAGCGGUUGGACGGCAGAGGAUUCUAACCUAAAUACCACCUGUCAUGCCUGCAACAAGCUCACAGUGCCCUUUCUCAGCGUGCAGAUUGAGCGGCAAGAGGAACAGGCGGAGGCGGACCAGCAGGAGAGUAAGGAUCAGAAUGGUACAAGCAGCAGUAGCAGCCUAACUGUGCCGUAUCUGAAUCCCCUGGUGUUGCGCAAAGAGCUGGAGAACAUACUCACCCAGGAGGGCGACAUGGCACUCAUCAAGCCCGCCUUUGUCGAGGAGCAUCCCAUCAUCUAUUGGAAUUUGCUCUGGCUAAUGGAGCGCAUCGAGGGCAAGACGCAUCUGCCAGAGCUAUGCCUGCCCGUGCCGAGCGACAAGGAGCAGCUGGAUCCGCUGAGCAAGGUGAAGACAGUGCAUAUCCAAUGCUUGUGGGACAAUCUCAGUUUGCAUAACGAGGCCAGUGGGCCGCCCAUGUACAUACUGUACCGGGAAGUUCAGCCAACGAACCUGUUUGCCGAUCAGCAGGCUCAGCUCAACAAGAAUGUCAUUCAGCAAAUCAUUUCGGCCAUUCGAUGCAACGAUUUCGCCACUCCUUUGAAGCGUCUGGCCAACGAGCGGCACAAACUGAAGAGUGAUGGUGUUGAGCGCUCGCAUUCCUUCUAUCGGGAUAUACUCUUCCUGGCCCUGACCGCCAUUGGCAGGACGAACGUGGAUUUGGCCACAUUCCAUCGCGAAUAUGCGGCCGUCUUUGAUAAGCUGACGGAGCGGGAGUGCAAUAUGUAUUAUCGCAAUCAGGAUUUGCCGCCAUCGGCCUCGACCAUCUUCUGUCGCGCCUACUUCCGGCCCCUAUCACUACCCUGACGUUGCCUUGAUGAGACUCAGCAGGGAGUAGCAGGUCAGGGCGAUGGAGAUGAGCAAGGAAUGCAUCAGGAAAGAUAGAAGCACAGCGGAACUUAAAAAGACAAAACCACGAUUAAGACCAAAAACGAAGAUUAACGAAAAAUUUAUAAAAACGGAGACCAGGAACAUAAGGAAAACAAACUUGAACAAGAACGAAACGCUUAUCAGACACCCUCUAAGGUUGGGACGAACCCGAAGCUGGGGGACAAUUCUGGCACCAAUUUUUCCUUGGGGAACAAAAGUUAAUAUACAUCAAAUGUUUUUUAAAAAAAAUAAUUGUAACUUUUUGUAGAGUAAACUUGAUUUAAAGCAUUUUAAAGGCUUCUUUGUAUAAAUAGUAGAACAAUUUUUUGCAACUAAAAACUUAUGGUUUCUAAGGAAAAAUACGAACCGAAUUCGUCCGUGAAAAAAACCCUCAGAGUAAUUUUUUAUUGUUAUAUUUUGUAUUGGUGACCAAACCGUAAAAUGUGUAAAUAAUGAUGAUAAUGAAAUGAUUUUAUUUCUUAAGUAUUCCCCAGACUUAAUUUCCUCGAUGUUUGAUUUAAGAACAAAGUUAUACACGACAUAUAAUAUGUACACACCUAACACGAAUGACAAUACAUAAUUACUUGCUGCACUUGGGCAGUGCGUUUCACGAGUGUAAAGAUGUCCCUCACUAAAUCU
Drosophila serrata is the source of this 6175-nucleotide messenger RNA. It is a transcript of the gene Crag, whose product is annotated as DENN domain-containing protein Crag. Lineage: Eukaryota; Metazoa; Arthropoda; Insecta; Diptera; Drosophilidae. Gene Ontology annotation, biological process: regulation of Rab protein signal transduction. Gene Ontology annotation, cellular component: cytoplasmic vesicle. The record is from RefSeq and is a predicted model, not a curated record.